Phytophthora nicotianae INRA-310 is the source of this 2614-nucleotide messenger RNA. RefSeq lists its product as hypothetical. NCBI's taxonomy places the organism in Eukaryota, Oomycota, Peronosporomycetes, Peronosporales, Peronosporaceae. The record is from RefSeq and is a predicted model, not a curated record. The coding region runs from base 850 to 2550 and encodes 566 amino acids. The transcript has a single exon.
CUGUAGGCGGCAAGAAGGCUUUCUUCGUGGUGUUAUGCUGAGGCUUUUGCUGACCGCCGCGGUGGGGAUAGAUAUACCCGGUCUUCGUGCGAGAAGGCCGCCAUCACGGUUGUUAGGUCCAAUAUCAACAGUCGCGGUAUUGCGGUCACUUCAGUUCACAUACUGUACGAGAGUACAGUAGGCCGGAAAACACCGCACGAAUAAAUGGCGCACGUCGAGCAAUGCGCCGCGCAGGAUGAUCGCUAUGCUACAAGCCACCGGCUGAAUCGUUUCUCUCUCAGCGUGCGCCGCUACGGACAAGUAUCUUGAUCAAUGGACAGCGAGCGCUGCUGCCGACGUACAUCGGGUGACGGCGCUGUGUGUCACUUGCCCGUGCCAGCUGCCUUGUCCGUCACGGGGCAUCCAUCUGGAGCGUUAUCAUUUUCUCAAGUGAAGGCUGCAAUUGAGGUUGUUGCUUACAGCAUUAUACGCUAUCUGCAACACUGAAUCGACACGAACGGAGUGCUUUGGGCCGGCCUCGAUGGAGUGAAGAAACCUCUGAAGAUCGACGCGCGGAUGUCUUCUUCGUCGACACUGCGCGGCUAGCGUUGUAAAUACUUCGUUCGAGGGGGAUGUGCAGGACCUUUCUCUGGUCGCGCUUCGAGAGAUGCAGUUUUUGAGCGUGAUGCAUAGCCACGGUAAUGGAUGAACAGCGUUCGGGCUUGACCGCUUUUCGCCAGGUCCACAAUCCGAUUCGCCUCGAGCCGUGCAAGCUACGCUCGCCACGAAGGCGCCGCCGAGCGAGAGAAGGAAGGAGUGUCCCAGUCACCAAGUGAUCGACAGAUUUUAAGCGCUAUAUCCAAGGUGUUCAUGCAGCCCAACAGCACUAGCGAGCUCCAAGACGUCGCCGUCGCAGACCCGUCGUCGUCCGCGCCCUCGUCUGCCAGCGCAGGGCUCUCGUCUUGGCCCGAACUCAAACAGCUCAACGCCGCCGUGACCGUCACACCACUGGACAGCGACGCCCAGCAGCGCAACCGCAAGCGUCAGCGACCGUCGGCUCCGUCGUCUCCAUCCGCGGGCAACACGCUCGCGUCCUUCCCCACUCCGGGGGACCUCAAGCUCGACUUCGCCGGCUUCGAGGUCGGCAGCAACGCCCCGUCCGCUGUCCUGCCCUCGGCCCCGCUGUCGAUGACCACCACCUCGUCGGCCAUGACCUAUCCAGCCGUGUCGACCGGCUACUCGAACAGCUACGCGUCCGCCGUCUCCACUGAAGACGUGCUCACCUUCCUCAAGAGCCUCCAACUCGCGCAGGACUCGGCGGCUCUGUCACUGGCCACGCAGCGUCUCGCUCAGGACGGAUUCGACUCGGUGCUCGCCUUGGCGUUCGCGGCUGUGAGCGAACUGCAGCACGCCGGUAUCGCUGAUGCCCAGCUCGUGUGGCAGCAGACUCACCGGGACUUCCUAGCCCGGCGAUUCCAGGGCCCCGGCGUGUUGUCGCCCUCCUACACGGUAUCGCGGUGGAUGGAGCUCUGCGGCAUCCCCAAGGCCAGCACCUUCGAGUACGCUGAGUAUCUGUGCCGUCUGGGUUACUCGGCUGUGCGGGACCUCGAGUUGAUCCUGCACGACCAGCGUGCUCUUUCCGUCUUCAAGAUCGGCCACAGUCGCCUCAUGGUGCACUGCGUUCAGGCGGCCAUCAGUCAGCAGCAGCAACAACAGUUGCAAGUUGCCAGCUACCAGUACGGCAGCCACGGCCCCAACGUGUACACUGCUGGAUCGUCGAGUGCGCUGCUCCAGCCGCUGGAUAUCCAACGCGAGAACGAGUUCGACGUGCAGGCCUACGACAGCUUCUUGGAGGCACUGAUCGAGCCGACGGAGGCCGAGAGGAUCCAGCAGCAGCAACAGCAACAGCGCUACUCGGCGCCGGGUGCGUUGACUCUUGGCCGUGAGAACGUUAAUCUCAUGGGUAACGCCGAUGUGUUCGGCAACCGUAUGAGUUUCGGUGGGGUGUCGUCGCCCGUCCCGCCCAACAUGCCGCUGCGUCUGCUCCCGCAGGAGCACCUGCAGUUGCUGUACGAGGCAGUGAACCUGCCGCGUCCCAACCCGUGCCGUCGCGGCAAGAAGAUUUACUGGUCGGUGCUCGCCACAGGCGGCAUGAAGGAGGACCGAUUCGCGCCUCUGACUCAAUUCACGGCUGCCGAGUUGCAGAACGCGUACCUGCGUCAAUUCGAGCUGCCGGCUAGCAAUCCCGUGAAAAUUGAUGCUUGGAGUGACGAGAACAUCCGACAGCUUGAACACGCCGUCAAGGACCCUCGUUGCCGCCACUUGUCCAAAGUAUGCUGGGAGAUGCUGGCCACGGGUCGCACGGGUGUCGACGAGUAUGCGCCACUGGCCAAAUUCACUGCAUCGCAGCUGCGAUCGCGGUUCCGCUCGCUAUUUGGCGAUAAGCGGCCACAGAAAUUGCGCCAGAAGAAGCAAAUGCUGAAACUACAGCAGCAGCAGCAGCAACAACAGCAACAGCAGGAGCAACAGCAGGCUAAUAGCGCUGUAGUUAAGAACGAGCGCUUGGUCUAGAAAGUAGUGGAGAAGAAGGGAGAAAAUUGUUUUAAGUCAAUAAAGUGUGAAUUUUCAUGUCAUA